UGCGCGUGUUUAUCUAUUACAUUACCAGAAAGAAAGGACGAACCCGCUGAUAUACUCUGACGCGUGUCAAGCGACGUCAACGUUGCAAAUUCCACGAUUCGCCAGCGAUUUCGCGCACGAAUUGACAGCGUGAAGGACGGCAUGGAUCUGUUAAGUCUAACCAUCCUGGAGCUGCGUGACACCAAACCGUCGCAGGAGGACUUCCUCGAGCUGGAGGAGCAGAGCAACGAGAGCGAAGAGGGUUCGUCGAAGCUGAGGAGGCCGAAGCACGACAAGGAAGAGACGAAAUCGUGCAGCAAAGAGUCCGAGCAGUUGAGGAUGAUCAAUCUAGACGAGGUAGCUUGGCACGACACCGUUGACAACUGUUGGGUCGUGAUCCACGACUACGUCUACGACUGCACGGAUUUCUUGAAGACUCAUCCAGGUGGGUCCGACGUGAUACUCGAGUACGCUGGCAGGGACGCGACAUUGGCCUUCAUCGGAACCGGACACUCCCCCAUGGCGAAGCAGAGCUUGCAGGUGUACCUCAUAGGCGAGCUUCCGCCGGAAGAGAGGAUCUUCCGCGUGCCCAAUGGACUGAAAGUGACAGGAUUUUGACACCUUACUGACAGCUCUUACCACAUUGCGUACCGCUCACGAGUUUUCCUGUGUUUUGCGCGCCAUCUGUUGUAAAUGUAGAUGUCAUAAAUGUCGGAUCUCAUUAUAGAUGUAGAUGUUGUAGAUGGAUGUAGAUGAUAGUUACUAGAUGUCAACAUACUGUCUUGACACCUUAUUGACAGCUUUUAACACGUUGCGUACCGCUCACGAGUUUUUUGAGCGCUAUCUGUUAUAAAUGUAGAUGUCAUAGAUAUCAGAUGUCAUUAUAGAUGUAGAUGUUACAGAUAGAUGCAGAUGAUAGUUACUAGAUGUUAACAUACUGUCUUGAUACCUUAUUGACAGCUCCUAACACGUUGCAUACCGCUCACGAGUUUUUCACGCGCCAUCUGUCAUAGAUCUAGAUGUCAUAAAUGUCAGAUGUCAUUAUGGAUGUUAUAAAUAGAUGUAAAUGAUAAUUAUUAGAUGUCAACAUACUUUCUUGUCAAAACAUGUAGUCCCUGGCGUAUGUCUUAGAGAUUUCUAUGCGGUACGCGAUGUGAUAAGUAAAAGACUGUUCCUCUCGAGUCAUCAACGCCUGAAGAUGCUUCUGAAAUAAUAAAAUUCGACUGUAAUUAGGCAAACAAAUAGAGUGGGUCAAAGUUCGAGUGGAAUUUGAGAUUACCUGGUGUUAGGUUAGAUUUACAACGGAUUCCUUCCGUGUCACUGCUGUUCCUUUAUGCACCUUGCGAGCAAAUGGCACGAAGGGAACGGAAUUUCGUGCUCUUUUGGAUCCCCGAUAUCCGUAGGUAUUUGAGAUGGAAAUAUUUCUCGCGAUAUUUCUUUUCCGAAACAUCGCAGCGUUGGUUACCUCGUGCACCGCGAUGGUGGCGCUGCACCGAGUGUACGAACUACUGACGGAAGGUGCAUCUGAAAGUUACACAUUCGAAGAAGUCGAAUAUCUGAACGAUUGUAAUUAAUUUCGCGGUUUUCACAGAGAAGAUAUUUUACCCGUGAGAGCACGAAAUUCUUUCCACAACGACUUUUACGUCCGAUACGUCAUGCACCGAUGUAUUACGUUAGGUAUAUCGAGUUUCUUCUCUUCUUAUAGCGAUAAAGCGUAACGUUAGGUGGAAUCGCUUGCUCAAUUAAUUAAUUACUAUCUUUGUUUACUUUCGCAUAUCUAUACGGCAAAAAUAAGCGCAAUAAUCGAUGAUUAAUGAAAUCCGCCAUGUGAUCGAGGAAUAGAUAUAUUUAUCUAUCGAGGAAAAGAAAUUAUCGAAUAUUCAAGGAAUUUUUUAUCGAAACUGAAAUAUUUCGUACUUCGCGUAAAUGUGAAAUAAAUAUCGCGAUAUAAUUGUUUCUCUGGAAAUAUUUUUUGGUAUUCCCGACCUGGUACGUGAUAUCUUUUUAAUUCGUAUGCAAGCCCAUAACGGAAAUCGAAGUUCGAUAUUCCGAAUAUUUUCCAUUAAAUAUUUAACGUCCUCCUAACUUUUUUAUUGCCUCUGCUAGCGAGGUACGAACGGAGAGUUAAAUAACCAAUUCGUCAAAUAGUACGUGUGAAUUA
Molecule: messenger RNA, 2140 nt
Organism: Eufriesea mexicana
Lineage: Eukaryota; Metazoa; Arthropoda; Insecta; Hymenoptera; Apidae
Product: cytochrome b5
Exons: 2
Coding region: 142-597 (151 amino acids)
Cellular component (GO): membrane; intracellular membrane-bounded organelle
Molecular function (GO): heme binding
Source: RefSeq, a predicted model, not a curated record